Eucalyptus grandis is the source of this 1504-nucleotide messenger RNA. RefSeq lists its product as hypothetical. The transcript is spliced from 11 exons. Bases 77 to 1228 code for a protein of 383 amino acids. Gene Ontology annotation, cellular component: chloroplast. The record is from RefSeq and is a predicted model, not a curated record. Lineage: Eukaryota; Viridiplantae; Streptophyta; Magnoliopsida; Myrtales; Myrtaceae. Gene Ontology annotation, molecular function: catalytic activity.
AUACACAACUAACAAAACCUGGCGUAUAUAGAGUCACAAAUUCAGUGCCUUCACUUUGGUAAGCAGCAACCCAAAAAUGGCUGCUUUCUCCCUGCCUCUCACUCCUCCUCCAUCGUUCACAACCCUCUGCUCUUCUCUGCAUUACACAACCACCACCAAACUCAACCCCAGAAAACAGUUGACUACCAAGAAAAGGCACACCACCAUUAUAGUUAAAGCUUCAGAGAAGAAGGAAGAAACUGACGAAGACACACCAGCCUUCAAUCCCUUUGGUUUUGUGACAGAUAACCCGUCAAGCAGGGGCGCCAUUCAGCUCCCUGCAAGCCCUGCCGAAGACGGCAAUGUCGGCCAAAUGAUCUAUAGGAUAGAGGACAAGGGAAAGGAAUAUGGCUCCUACAUUAAAUCUGGCAAGUUCAGAUGGUUUGUUAGGGAAACAGGGUCACCUGAAAGCCGGCGUGGGACAAUUGUCUUCCUUCAUGGCGCUCCGACACAAUCUUACAGCUACAGAGUCGUCAUGUCCGAGAUGUCGAAUGUCGGGUUUCGCUGUUUGGCUCCUGACUGGAUAGGAUUUGGUUUCAGCGACAAGCCACAACCAGGAUAUGGUUUUAAUUACACAGAAAAGGAGUUCCAUGAAGAGUUUGAUAAAUUACUCAAUGUUCUGGGUGUUACAUCCCCUUUCUUCCUAGUUGUUCAGGGCUUUCUUGUAGGUUCAUUUGGACUGACGUGGGCCUUGAAAAACCCAAGCCAGAUAUCGAAGCUGGCGAUAUUAAACAGUCCAUUAACAGCUUCAUCUCCUGUCCCAGGAUUGUUUCAGCAACUGAGAAUUCCUCUUUUUGGUGAAUUCACAUGCCAGAAUGCUGUGAUGGCUGAGCGAUUCAUUGAAGCAGGUAGCGCUUAUGUUCUGAAGGUAGAAAAGGCAGAUGUCUACCGGCUACCAUAUUUGUCAAGCGGUGGACCUGGAUUUGCCUUGCUUGAGGCUGCAAGAAAAGCUAACUUCCAGCAAACAGCAACUCAAAUUGCUUCUGGCUUUUCGUCUGGGAGCUGGGACAAACCCAUAAUGCUUGCAUGGGGUGUAUCAGACAAGUAUCUACCGCAAUCAGUGGCCGAGGAAUUCCAAAAAGGAAACCCUUCAAUGAUCAAACUUAAGUUGAUAGAGGGUGCAGGUCAUAUGCCACAAGAAGACUGGCCUGAAAAAGUCGUGGAAGCUUUGAGGAUGUUCUUGCUAUGAAGAUGUCCCGUCUUGAUUGUCUUUUCUGUUAAAGCUUUUGCUACUCUUAAAGGUAAGUAGCUGAUUCCAAGACUUGUGCUGGAAAUUGCAUAAUAUUCAGAAGUUCAUUGAAUCUGUGAGAUAUGCUUUUUGUCACUACUGAAAAGAACCGUGUAAAAUGCCCGUGGCAUAUAGAUAGAUUGUAUCGCAGUGCAAAAUCUGUAUUUGAAUUUGUUUUUCAGUGGAACCAGUGUAAUUCUUAAUUCUAUCUUGACGUGUGAUUGACAUAAUCUAUUA